Messenger RNA from Williopsis jadinii, 1714 nucleotides. RefSeq names its product chaperonin-containing T-complex subunit CCT7 (gene CCT7). The transcript has a single exon. The record is from RefSeq and is a predicted model, not a curated record. Gene Ontology annotation, molecular function: ATP binding; ATP-dependent protein folding chaperone; ATP hydrolysis activity. The coding region runs from base 59 to 1714 and encodes 551 amino acids. Gene Ontology annotation, cellular component: chaperonin-containing T-complex. Gene Ontology annotation, biological process: protein folding. Lineage: Eukaryota; Fungi; Ascomycota; Saccharomycetes; Phaffomycetales; Wickerhamomycetaceae.
AUUCGUACGAUCUCGUCGUGUUGAGCACUGUCACUAAGCAAAGCAAAGAAGGCUGAUCAUGAACUUUGGUGGACAAACUCCCACGGUCGUUGUUCUCAAGGAGGGGACCGACACGUCCCAAGGAAGAGGACAAAUCAUCUCCAAUAUCAACGCAUGUCUCGCCAUCCAGGACACAUUGAAGCCAACGUUGGGGCCAUUGGGGUCUGACAUUCUCAUUGUUGAUGGACGUGGCAAGACCACGAUCUCCAACGAUGGUGCCACCAUCCUCAAGCUGCUCGACGUGGUCCAUCCGGCUGCGCAGAUCCUUGUGGACAUCUCGAGGGCCCAGGACGCGGAGGUUGGUGAUGGUACCACCAGUGUUACCAUCAUUGCCGGUGAGCUGCUGAAGGAGUCCAAGGCUUUCAUCGAGGAGGGCAUAUCGUCGCAUGUCGUUGCAAAGGGCUACAGAAAAGCUGUUUCGCUGGCUGUUGAGCGAGUCCGUGAAUUGAGCGUUAAAAUUGAUAAGAGCAAUAGCUCUGAGGAAGAGUACAGGGAAUUGCUCGAGAGAUGUGCGAGAACGGCCAUGUCUUCCAAGUUGAUCAACAACAACUCGGACUUCUUUGUGAAGAUGGUUGUCGAUGCUGUGCUUUCGCUUGACCAGGACGACUUGAACGAGAACCUCAUCGGGAUCAAAAAGAUUGCAGGUGGUGGCAUCGAGGAAUCUCAGUUCAUCAAUGGUGUUGCAUUCAAGAAGACCUUCUCCUAUGCUGGAUUCGAGCAACAGCCAAAGAAGUUCACCAACCCAAAGGUGCUGUGCUUGAACGUUGAGCUGGAGUUGAAGGCGGAAAAGGAUAACGCAGAGGUGCGUGUUGAGAAAGUCGAUGACUACCAGGCCAUUGUCGAUGCCGAAUGGCAAAUCAUCUUGAACAAGCUGAAGCUCAUCGAGGAAACCGGUGCCAACAUUGUGUUGUCCAAGCUGCCUAUCGGUGAUCUGGCAACACAAUACUUUGCAGACAGAAACAUCUUCUGUGCCGGUCGUGUUGCUUCUGAAGAUAUGGAUCGUGUCAUCAGUGCUGUUGGUGGGUCCAUACAGUCGACUCCAACAGAUAUAAAACCAGAGCAUCUUGGCACGUGUGAAUACUUCGAGGAGGUACAGAUAGGCUCAGAGAGAUACAACAUCUUCAAAGGUUGUCCUGAAGCAAAGACGUGUACGCUAUUGUUACGUGGUGGUGCUGAGCAAGUCAUCGCAGAGGUGGAAAGAUCGUUACACGAUGCCAUUAUGAUUGUUAAAAGAGCAGUGCAAAAUAACGAAGUUGUCGCAGGAGGAGGUGCUGUUGAGAUGGAGAUUUCUAAGUAUCUCAGGGACUAUUCAAAGAAGAUUGCGGGUAAGGAACAGCUCAUCAUCAGUGCGUUUGCCAAAGCUCUGGAGGUGAUCCCAAGACAACUGUCUGAGAAUGCCGGUUUCGAUGGAACAGAUCUCUUGAACAAGCUGAGAAUGGCACACGCUAAGGGCGAACAAUGGUGUGGUAUUGAUUUCCAGGCCGAGACCAUUGGUGAUAAUUUCGAGAAGUUCAUCUGGGAACCUGCCCUUGUGAAGAUCAACGCCUUCUCCAGUGCCACUGAGGCUGCCAUCCUUGUGCUAUCGGUUGAUGAGACCAUCAAGAACAAGGAAUCAGCAGCUCCAAACGCUGGCAUGGCCCCACCACCUGGAAGAGGAAGAGGCAUUCCACGUUGA